This is a messenger RNA of Esox lucius (northern pike), 3119 nucleotides long. It is a transcript of the gene prokr1a, whose product is annotated as prokineticin receptor 1a. Gene Ontology annotation, cellular component: membrane. The coding region runs from base 241 to 1434 and encodes 397 amino acids. The transcript has 3 exons. Gene Ontology annotation, biological process: neuropeptide signaling pathway. Gene Ontology annotation, molecular function: neuropeptide receptor activity. The record is from RefSeq and is a predicted model, not a curated record. Lineage: Eukaryota; Metazoa; Chordata; Actinopteri; Esociformes; Esocidae.
UUGAGGAGAGGAGCCAUUGGUGCGCACUAUCCUAGUGAAAAUAGUUUUAUUUCUACGAUAUGGUUAAAAUCAACCGCAUGAAGUGAUACCCAACCUCGAAUUCAUUCUGGAGCUCAUCAUUCGACAAGCGCAUCAGGGCUAGUGUGGUAUAUUUUUAGAAUGCGUAGCCAAAUUCUAAAGGAAAUAUUCGGCACUUUUGACUGUAAUUUUGAUUACCCCGGCGAAAGAUGUUAAUCCAACAUGGGUGAAUCUGAUAACAGUAGCUUCGCCACGAAGUGCGUGGCAAAAGAUCGGGUGAACUGUCUCGACUCUUAUAUGGCCACCUACGAUCUGGACUACGGAGUUCCACUGGAGGAAAUACCGGACACAACCCAAGGCCGUGCUUUUUUUGUAUCCACAAUUGUCAUAGCCGUGGUCCUGGUCUGUAUCAUAUUGGUCUGCGGUGUUGGCAACUGUUUGUUCAUUGCUUCUCUGGCGCGAUACAAAAAACUUCGCAACCUCACUAACCUCCUGAUUGCAAACUUGGCGGUGUCUGAUAUUCUAGUGGCAGUAGUGUGCUGUCCGUUUCUGUUGGACUACUACGUGGUGAAACAGCUUUCAUGGGACUACGGGCUUGUACUGUGCGCCUCAAUUAAUUAUUUACGCACGGUGUCCCUCUAUGUAUCUACCAACGCGCUUCUGGCCAUCGCAGUGGACAGGUACAUGGUCAUCGUCCACCCUCUGAAGCCUCGCAUGAAGUACCACACGGCCUGCUACCUGAUCCUGGGGGUUUGGAUCAUACCCAUCAUCAUCUCCAUCCCCUCUGCCUACUUUGUCUCAGAGACCACAUACCCGCACUUCUCUAAUAAGAGCCACAAGACCUUCUGUGCCCAGAUCUGGCCCGUGGACCAUCAGUUCUACUACCGCUCCUACUUCCUCUUCAUCUUCUCUCUGGAGUUCGCCGUGCCCGUGGCAGUCAUGGCAUUGUGCUACGCCAGGAUCUCCCGGGAGCUGUGGUUCAAGACUGUGCCCGGCUUCCAGACGGAGCAGAUCCGCAAGCGCCUGCGCGGCCGCCGGAGGACGGUUGUGGCGCUGCUCCUGGUGUUGGCCGCCUACGUGCUCUGCUGGGCGCCCUACUACGGCUUCACGUUGGUGAGAGACUUUCUCCCAACCCUGAUCUCCAGGGACAGGAACUCCCUGGUGGCCUUCUACAUCAUCGAGUGCAUAGCCAUGAGCAACGGGGUCAUCAACACGCUGUGUUUCGUGAGCGUCCGGAUCGAUGGUAACUGCACGCGGAUGAUGACCAGGCUACGCUGGAAGUCUGUCAGAUUUGUGAUGGGAAAGACAGCGGACGACCACAUCUCGUCUCUGCGCACGACAGAGGAUGUCGAGUGCACAAGGCUGAGGUGGAGGCCGGAUCCUCAGACCAUCAUCUUCGUGGAAAGGUUUGAAUAGAGUCAGCAGGAGACCAAAUUGAUUCUGACGUCCUGCUCACGUCAUUCAGCGUGAACCUGUACUCCUUGAUAAUGACUGGGUUCAUGGUGGUACAGCACUUCGAAAGACACUGGUCUGACUUAGGGCCAAAUGUCCCCGCCUUUUCCAAAAUGUAAAACAUUUUGGUUAACACCAGGAAAAUCAUGAUUUGUAAACUUUUACAUUUAUAAUUUAGCAGAGACUCUCAUUCCAAGUUAUGAGGUGGGACAAGCACACAUCCCCGUAAUGGUAACAUCAGGAGCAACAAGCAGUGCAACUUAAAAUAGAAAAAGAAAAAAGAAGAGCAAGAAUUUGUCCGCAGUGUGGGAGCGCUGUUUUCGAUGCACAUGUACUGCUGUAUAAUCCCAUAAUUGAAGUUCCUGUCAUACCAACAAAUUGGCAAAAUACCAUUCCACGAUAGUCCCCGGUGCUGUAUGUGACAGCGGGAGUUUGAUUGAGUUAAACAACCACUGCUGAUUUGUUGCUGAUCCCGGAUUAGAAAGCAUUAAAAAGCAUUGCAGGUUUUUUUGUUGAGGUCAUCAAAGUGGUGACUCACUCCUGCUGGGUCAUGCCUUACAGUGUUCACAGAGCAUGACUAAAUAAUCAAGUUCAGGUGGAGAUUUCCAGUUUAAUCUGUAUCCGCAAAACCGGCCCCACAGCAACCCAAACUCUUAGUUCUGCCAUUUAUCUAUUGCAUCAUCUCCUAAAAGAAUGAAAUGUACCGUAAGUAUCGAACAUAAAUCCACAAAGCGUGUCAUUGUUGUUUUAGCCUAUUACCUUUUCCCACGCAAUAUUAUACAAUAGUUGUUGAUGUUACCCCCGCCACACAGGGUAACUAUAGAAUGCUACGUUUUAAUCUGAGUUUAGUAUGCUGCUCUAAAGUACCAAAGAGGUACUUCAAUUGGUGUAUACCUGCCAUGUUACAUACGCUUGACAUUUGCAGUAAUGCAAGUCAGAACCCGUACCAUUUCUAGGUUCAAUGUAUUCGUAGGAACCUGACAACCUGCCUAGACAUGAUGUACAGCGCAUUUGAUUUAGACUCCUUCACGUUUCCCACAUUUCUUUACACUACAGGCUUAUUCUAAAAAGGUUGAAUUUUUUUCCUCAUCAAUCUACACAAUAAUGACAAAGCAAAACUAGUUUUGCAUAUUUAUAAAAAAAUAAAUAUCACAUUUACCUAGGUUUUAAGACCCUUUGCUAUGACACUCAAAAUGGAGUGUGUGGAGGCACCAAGCUGGGAAGGUCCCCAAGAACACAGUGGCCUUCAUUCUUAAAUGGAAGAAGUUUGGAACCAUCAGUAUUCUGCCUGAGAGCUCCAGAGUUCCUGUGUGGAGACGGGAGAAACUUCCAGGACGACCAUCUCUGCAGCACUUUAUUCAUCAGUCAGGCCUUGAUGGUAGAGUGUCAAGACGGAAACCUCUUGUCAGUAAAAAGCACAUGGCAUACCUGAGAAGUAUGUACUGUAUGUAUCUCUGUACAUCAUGCAGUAACACAUUUUAGCCAGUUGACUAGUGAGACACUAAUUAUCUAAUUAUUAUUGUUAAUACUUUGUUCAAAUCUUGAUUCAUGGAAUUUUUCAAAUGUAAAAGUGUGCCUCAUUAGGUUAGCAUUAGGAGUUAUGUGCAAUUUUCCGGUUACUGUAACCUCAGUCACCUGUACAUAUCACA